AUUGGGUUUUGGGUCAUUUUUGGAAAUUUUCCCUUCUCUCCCCGCUUCACUUAAGACCGUUUCUCCGUCUCCCCGAACCGUUUCUGCAGAAUCCGCAUCAUCUUCUUCUUCAACCUACUCCGGCAGCUUCCUCCGGCUCCGACAACGCCUGAAACAAACUACUCCCGAUCCUCUCUUCACCAACAACUAUGCCCUAAAAUUCCAUCCACUAUCCACCAUGUUUGUAAGUUUUUGGAUCUGAAUCGGACCCUAAAUCGAAACUGGCUUCUCUCUCUGUAUUCUGAGAGAGAAAGAGAGAGAGAACAAUGUCUGCUAUGAUCUUCCAUGUUUUCUCAUCGUCGGCGCUGCUCUCGCUUGGCCUUUACCACAUCGUCUCCGUUACCCUUAAUUUCCUUAAAUCCCCACAGUCCUACUCCGCCAGGCCCUACCAUCCUUUCCCGCCGUCCUCCUCGCAUCAGCUUCCUCUUCUUCAUCACCAGCACCACCAUCACUACGGUCUCCGGUACCUGCAACUCUAUCUCUCAAUCCCAUGUCUCGUUAUUGCCUUUGCCCAUCAAGCCAUUGUCGCCGCCGAUCCUGACCCUCUUCUUAAAGGCAGCACCCCUGUCCACCAUUUCAUUUCCCUUCAAUCCGCCGCCGUCAUCUUCCUCUUCCUCAUCUUAACUAUCGCCCUUCUCCUCUCCGACUCCACCUCCCUUCUCCCUCUCCCUUCCGAUCUCUUCUUUGCUCUAGCCUCCGCUCUUUUCUUCUUGCAAUUCUCCGUUUCUUCCUCAGCUGCUUCUGUUCAGACCUCCGAUCUUGAAGCCAAAUGCGAUUCCGUCUCUGGUAAAAUCUCCGCCCUGGCCUCCUUCCUCUGCCUGGCCCUUGCUUGCUUGCCCAGGCUCUUCGUGGCUGAUGUGGGUUUGGGGGCGACUUUCUUCCUCCAGGGUCUUUGGGUAUUGCAGACGGGGCUCUCUCUCUAUGUCGAAGCGUUCAUUCCUGAAGGAUGUCACAGGUUGCUGGAUGUGGUGAGUGGCGUGGAGGGAUCAACCAAGUGCGAUUUGGAGGAAUCCCGGCUCAGGGCUGUUGCCAUUUUGGAUCUGGCUUUUCUGAUCCAUGUUAUGUUUGUCCUGCUCAUUGUAAUUGUCAUUUAUGCUGUCAUUGCCAAGACUGUUGGCGUGCGGAGAAUUGGGUCUUAUGAAGCUUUACCAGCUGCUGCUAUUGGUGGGGAAAGCAAUCAUAUACAGAUGAAAGCAUUGACGGGCACUCAGGCUUAAUCUCUCUUUAUUUGGUUGGCUUAUAUCCCUUCAUCUUUUUUCUUCAACUCUUGUUUUUGUUGUAGUUGUGCUGGCUAUUGCGAUCAAAGAUUUUGUGCAUUUUUGCUAUCUGCUUCUCAGUAUCAACAGAUUUUUCUUUGUAUAAUCUGAUCCCCCCUCCCUUCUGAACCUUUUACAAGUUAUUCAGGUACUUCUACUUUGUUUAGAGUUUAGAGUAGCUAUCUUGACUUGAUUGGUUACAGUGCUUUAAUUCCUCCUUGAAGUAAUAUACCAAACAUGAUGUGGGCCUUCAUACU
Molecule: messenger RNA, 1552 nt
Organism: Benincasa hispida (wax gourd)
Lineage: Eukaryota; Viridiplantae; Streptophyta; Magnoliopsida; Cucurbitales; Cucurbitaceae
Product: plant viral-response family protein (DUF716)
Source: RefSeq, a predicted model, not a curated record